Molecule: messenger RNA, 9674 nt
Organism: Pelmatolapia mariae (spotted tilapia)
Lineage: Eukaryota; Metazoa; Chordata; Actinopteri; Cichliformes; Cichlidae
Gene: hipk2
Product: homeodomain interacting protein kinase 2
Exons: 15
Coding region: 378-4112 (1244 amino acids)
Biological process (GO): positive regulation of transcription by RNA polymerase II; peptidyl-serine phosphorylation; smoothened signaling pathway
Cellular component (GO): nucleus; PML body; cytoplasm
Molecular function (GO): SMAD binding; ATP binding; transcription coactivator activity
Source: RefSeq, a predicted model, not a curated record
GACUCUCACGCUGCACACCAAACUCGCUGCGCUCUGACCACUGCAACUUUUGCAGAGACUCCUCACUCCACAGACAUGUCGCACAAUAGCUGAAGUAAACCUGUCAUCGUGGCUCAUCAUUUGAGCCCACAGAAACACACCGCGGGUGGGAUUUGAAUUGCACAGCCUGUCGUCUGUCGCUCGCCUCGUAUCGGACCCUAGCUUUGAAAACGCCUGGAUAUGAAUUAUGAGUAUUUUCCUCACUAAUGAACUGGACCAGUAAUGCAGGAGACCGCGUCGACCCUCUCAUCAGCAUUUCAAGAUGGCAGAUUUUUAUUGAGUUUUGAACAGAAAUAUCGCUUUAUUUUUUGCCAUGAAUAACAGAAAUCCUUGCACCGAUGGCCCCUGUAUACGAAGGUAUGGCCUCGCAAGUGCAAGUGUUCUCCCCUCACACUCUCCAGUCAAGUGCCUUCUUUAGCGUGAAGAAACUGAAGGUGGAGCAAAGUUGUAACUGGGAUAUGACAGGGUACGGCACACACAGCAAAAUCUACAGCCACAACAGCAGCAAGAACGUGUCGGCAACCAGCGGCCCCCUAGGCAUCAACAGCUCCCUGCAGGUCGCCAGCUCCACCCUGCCCUACGAGCAGGCUCUCGUCUUCCCAGCCACCGCGGGCCACAUCGUGGUCGCCUCAGCCAGCAGCACUUCGGGGGCUGUGGGGUCUCUGCUGGGUGGCGGGGGUGGAGGCAGCAGCAGCAACAGUAGCGGUGGUGGAAGUGGCGGAGGUGGCAGUGGUGUGGGUGGUGGGGUUGGUGUUCACAACCUGACGCGCCGCAGCACAGUCAGUCUCCUAGACACCUAUCAGCGAUGUGGGCUUAAACGCAAGAGCGAAGAGCUUGACAACAACAGCAGCGUGCAGAUCAUUGAGGAGCACGGCCCACCGAUGAUCCAGAACGGAGCAGCCAGUGGAGCCACGGUGGCUACGGUGGCCACAGCCACCUCCACAGCAACAUCCAAGAACAGCGGCUCCAACAACGAGGGCGACUACCAGCUGGUGCAGCAUGAGGUGCUCUGCUCCAUGACCAACACCUACGAAGUCUUGGAGUUCUUGGGACGAGGAACCUUCGGGCAGGUGGUCAAAUGCUGGAAGAGGGGCACAAACGAGAUAGUGGCAAUCAAGAUCUUAAAAAACCACCCAUCGUAUGCACGGCAGGGUCAGAUCGAGGUCAGCAUCCUGGCACGUCUCAGCACGGAGAGCGCAGAUGACUACAACUUUGUGAGGGCCUACGAGUGCUUCCAGCACAAGAACCACACGUGCCUGGUAUUUGAGAUGUUGGAGCAGAACCUGUACGACUUCCUCAAGCAGAACAAGUUCAGCCCUCUGCCUCUCAAAUACAUCAGACCGGUGCUGCAGCAAGUGGCCACAGCGCUAAUGAAACUGAAGAGCCUAGGACUGAUACAUGCUGAUUUGAAGCCAGAGAACAUCAUGCUGGUGGACCCAUCUCGACAGCCCUACAGGGUCAAAGUCAUCGACUUUGGCUCAGCCAGCCAUGUGUCCAAAGCGGUCUGCUCCACUUACCUACAGUCCAGAUACUACAGAGCUCCAGAGAUCAUCUUGGGUCUGCCUUUCUGUGAGGCCAUAGACAUGUGGUCCCUGGGCUGUGUGAUAGCUGAGCUCUUCCUGGGAUGGCCCCUCUACCCUGGAGCCUCAGAGUACGAUCAGAUCAGGUACAUCUCACAGACACAAGGUCUGCCUGCAGAGUACCUGUUGAGUGCAGGGACAAAGACCACAAGGUUCUUCAAUAGAGAUCCAGACUCCACCUACCCUCUCUGGAGACUAAAGACUCCAGAGGACCAUGAGGGUGAAACAGGGAUCAAGUCCAAGGAGGCUCGCAAGUACAUCUUCAAUUGUUUGGAUGAUAUGGCGCAGGUAAACAUGACGUCAGAUCUGGAGGGGAGCGACAUGCUGGCAGAGAAGGCCGACAGGAGGGAGUUCAUCGACUUGUUAACCAAGAUGCUGACCAUCGAUGCAGACAAGAGGAUCACCCCGGUCGAAACACUCAACCACCCUUUUGUCACUAUGUCUCAUCUCCUUGAUUUCCCGCACAGCACACAUGUGAAGUCGUGCUUCCAAAAUAUGGAGAUCUGUAAGCGUCGCGUCAACAUGUACGACACGGUCAACCAGAGCAAGACACCCUUUAUCACCCAUGUGGCCCCCAGCACCUCCACCAACCUCACUAUGACCUUCAACAACCAGCUGAACACUGUGCACAGCCAGGCCACCAACCUGGCUCCCUCCUCCACCAACAAUGCCACCCUUUCCUUUUCAAGUCCUGAUGUCUCCAUACUAAACUACCAAUCUACACUCUACCAGCCCUCCGCUGCCUCCAUGGCAGCCGUGGCCCAGAGGAGCAUGCCCCUGCAGCCUGGGGCUCCUCAGCUCUGCGCUGCCCGGCCUGACCCCUUCCAGCAGGCGCUCAUAGUCUGCCCACCUGGAUUCCAAGGGCUGCAGGCAUCCCCUUCCAAGCACACCAGUUACUCCGUGCGGAUGGAGAAUGCUGUUCCCAUAGUGACGCAGGCCCCUGGUGCCCAGCCUCUGCAGAUUCAACCUGGCCUCCUUACACAGCAGGCCUGGCCGAGCGGCACCCAGCAGAUCCUGCUGCCUCCAGCCUGGCAGCAGCUCACCCACACCUCAGUCCAACACGCCACUGUCAUCCCUGACUCCAUGAGCAGCACACAGACCCUUGCCAACUGGAGGAAUUCUCACCCACAUGGCAGCCAUUAUAAUCCCAUCAUGCAGCAGCCAGCCUUGCUGGCUGGCCACGUCACCCUCCCAUCCAACCAGACACUCAAUGUGGGAGUGGCACAUGUUAUGAGGAAGCCCUCAACCAAUAACAACUCCUCUUCCAAAAAGAACAAACAGCACCAGAUGUCUGGCAGGAACAUGUCAACCAACGAGGUCUCAUCCUCUCAAGUGGUGCUGUCUCCACAGCGCUCAAAGCGGGUGAAGGAGAAUACGCCUCCGCGUUGCGCUGUGCUACAGAAUGGCUCGACCUCUAACUGUCCGCCCACGCAAGGGUGUGGGGGUGGAGGGUGGGGGGCUAGUGAAACAGAGCAGGCUUCCAGCACCACUCGAGACCAUCAGCACCAGCACAACGUCCCCAGACAGACGAUCGUCAUCCCCGACACACCCAGCCCUGCUGUCAGCAUCAUCACCAUCAGCAGCGACACAGAUGAGGAAGAUGACCACAAACAAAACAAUAGCUCAUCUUCUAAGCAGAGAAAGAAUGUCAUCAGCUGUGUGACGGUCCAUGAUUCACCAGAGUCCUAUUGCUCCAGCAACAACAGUCCCUAUACUGUUGAGUCGAGACCCCCUAACAACAACAGCUAUGACACAAAGACCACCAUCCUGGACAACUACAAUAAUGGAAACCCUCGCACCAUCAUCAUCCCCCCUCUCAAAACCCAGAACAGUGAGGUCCUGAAUGAGUGUGAGCGUCUGAUGCCAGAUGCAAUGAACCAUCAGAAUUCAGCUUACAAGUUCAAAUCCACCAAUGGAGUGGUGCCUGGCAAUAAUCACAUAGCCGGGGGUGUAACUGGAGGCGGGUCCUACCGACAGCAGCGCUCAGGGCCACACCCCCUCCAGCAGCAGCCUCUCAAUCUCAGCCAGGCCCAGCAGCACAUGGUAGCCGAGCGUAACGGAGGACAUCGGCGCCAGCAGGCCUACAUCACUCCUAACAUUGCCGCUCAAGCCCCGUACUCCUUCCAUCACAAUAGCCCCUCUCACACAGGCAACGUUCACCCACAUCUGGCUGCCACGCACCUCCCUAGCCAGCCCCAUCUCUACACCUACACAGCUCCUGCUGCUCUGGGUCCUACCAGCACUGUGGCUCACCUGGUGGCGUCACAGAGCUCGGCACGCCACGCGGUCCAGCACGGAAGCUAUCCACCAAGCAUCGUCCACCAGGUUCCAGUUAGCAUGGGCCACCGUGUGCUGCCCUCGCCCACCCUGCACCACAGCCAGUACCAGGCCCAGUUCGCUCACCAGGCCUACAUCAGCGCCUCGCCCGCCUCCACUGUCUACACUGGAUACCCCCUGAGCCCCACCAAGGUGAACCAGUACCCUUACCUCUAGAGAAGACACUGACUGACACUGGAGAGCCUGACCCAGCGCUGCUGCUCCUUUCCUCAGCCUCAGCCCAACAAGAGCCCCGUCAACAUCCCCAACAUCUUCCCCUCGACCUCAGACGCAAACAGAGACAGAGGAACUUGCAAUCCUCCUGAAACUGUCAUGUAUAACUUGAAGAUAUAACGACAGAGAGCAAAAGAAAAAAAUACGAUUCACAGCCUUUCUAGAAGGAAAAGUUUGGAGUUGAAUUUUCGAGGGAUUCAGUUCAAGAAAUUUUGUUUUCUUUUUUUUCCCUUGAAAGGGCCAGUUUCUGCUUUCAUUUGCCCAUUCUUUACUUUAAUAAGUCUCAUUAGUUUUACAGGGAAGCGUGGAGAAGGCCUUUUGAGACAGCGGAUGUUUUCUGGUUUGUUUUUUUGCUUUUUAUUUCCCCCUUACAUUUAGGAAGUGACUGUCGAACAGGGGUUACUGACUGGAGAAAUCCCGAGAAAUCUGGGAAAAGGUGGAAUACGGAAACCUGCUGCUCUUCAAAGAAAAAAAAUAUUGAUGGCCUUGAACUGUCUCAGUAUUUCCAAAUCACUCGUGGUGUGGGGAGAAUAGAAAGGCAACUCCUCCCACGCCACCUCCUCCAGCAGAGGAGGCUUCUGGAAAUAUAACCAAGAGAAGACAACAAACUUUUUAGUGUAUUUAUAGAUAUUUUUCCUUUCUGUUUCACCUUUAUGAUAAUACUUCAGUUUUAGGUGUCUUAGCUGGGCCCCGUUCUUAGAAUGUAGCAGUCUGCACCAUUUUUUUAAUAAGUUUUUUGUUUUCCCCGGAUACCAAUAGAUUAAUUUGUUCCUUUUUUUUAAAAUGUGAUUGCACAAAGUGGUUAUAAUAACAUAGGCAUGUGCAACGUGAUUGUCUGUGUGUGCUACUGUCAGCCAUGCGUGUGUAGUCCACCUCCUCAAAACCCUCUUCAGUCUUUAGGUUUUGACCAUUGUUUCCUCGUAGUGCCUUACAGAUAUAAUGACACAGUUUACUUGGCUUGGAUCCUGAAAGCCACAAGAGACUAUAGCUAUACUUAGAGACACACGUUUCCCUGAUUUGACAUCCUAAUCGGGGCAGUUGUAGCUCUCUUCCAGGUGUAGGCUCAGCCCUUGCUGUUUCUUGUCCUUAAUGACAGCGUACCGUAGAUGACGAAGAUUAAUGUCAGAGGUUUUAUCACGCUGAGCUUUUUUAUUAUGUGUGCAUGAGAUAACUUGCCUGGGGUACUUACCAAAGUCGUAGAUAAAUUCUUGCUACGUUUGCUGUGGAUAUUAAUGUAAAUGUGAAAAUGUACAGUAUAGCUGUAGCUGUAAACCUCUAUCACAGUGGCACCCAAAAUGUGGCUUUAGUUAGGAUUUUGUUUCUUUUGAACCACGCGAGGGAAACGCGUGUCGUGAUCGCAGAGCAACGAUAUUGGCUCAGUUUUCGUGUUCAAGGAAUGAGUUACAGUAUAAUGUUUGAGACUCAGCAGAGGCAGGUUAAGAGCUAGUCCGAGCGAAGGGCCUGACGGAAAGUGAUUGUUGCCACGAGGGUGAUUCUGUAAGGCUUUAGAUAGCCUGGCUGCAGCAAAGAGACAGCGUAUUGAGGGUUGUUGAGAGAGGUACAGUAUAGGCAUGAGUUAAGGGGCUGAUUGAAAGCAUAGGGUCAGUUUAGCAGGGGACCGUGGAGGGCGGGGCGAAACUCUCGAUUUUAAAUGGGACUAAAAUAGGAGCAAGUUGGCAAAGAGCAGGUUGAUAGUAAACACUGAGCCCAAGCCGUAACAACAUGUCCGAAUGGCGUAACAUUCGGACAUUAAUCCUUUUUUUGUUGUUUUCAUUUGUUCCUCUUCUUGUUUGUUUCUGCAGCAAAGAUAAUUGGAAGUUGAUUCACGGAGGUUUUGAAGGGAACAGAAGGGAAAUGUCACAGCAUACACCUGGAAGGGCACAUUGUGGAUGGUUUGUCAUCGCUGUCCAUUUGUCUUCGAACCAGGUUCACCACAGACACCGCCAUGCCAGCCAGACAGGAUACCCGAACACUUAGAGAACCAAUAGGGCUGUCGCUUUGUGUGUUUGCUGCUUGAUUUAAUAGAUUUCAAUUUCUUGUAGCUAAUAAUAAUUAAUCUCCUUUGUCCUCUCGAACGUGGGCACAUCAGAACUGCUGGUGAUUUAGCGAAAGCCUUCCCCUCUCCUUCAUGGUAUGCCAUAGUACUUGCAUUUGAAGUGAUUUUUUUUUCAACAUUAUCUUGAACUUUUUGACAUGGCUGUAGUACAUGUGUUUAUUUUUAGAGAUUGUUGCAAUAAUUCUUGUUGAUGUUUUAUCAGAGCGUGUGCGUGCGUGUGCGUUUUUAUUAUAUGUCAGGCUCAUUUCUGUUUUAUAACCUGGGGGUUGAUGUACAGUGAUAUUUAGUAUUUUGUUGAGGUGGUUGCACCUGUGUAAAGUGUUGCAACACUGCUGAAGAUGAUAAGUGUUGAGUUGACGAUGAUCCACUGGGGGCCCUUAUCGAUACGUGCUCGUCUUGAGGAUGCCACACCCAGGUUUGAAAUCCAGCGGUCCCCCGAUGGGCCCCAGAGUGGUCUUUUAUCCCGGUACUUUCCUCAAAACUCUCCCCUCCCCAUCAGCUCCAGCAUGCAAGCCUCGGGUCCAGGCGCUUAAAGAUGUGAUUACAUAGUAUGUUGCUGGUUACGUCGUUUGUUGUCUUUUUAUUUGAUAUUAUUUUACCUACUUAAUUUCCUCUGGGUCAUUGGGGCCUUAGCGCGCACACACACACACAUAAGGGAAGUGAUUUUCCAUGGAAAUCUUUUAGCUCCUCUGUUAUGACACAAACUACUGAAACAUUCCACUGUUUUGAGGGAAUUUGGCAUUACCCACCCUACACUGCUGUCCAGACCCCACCCCACUCCCCCACUCUUUUCAGGAUGGGGCUAAUGUUGACACACUCUGACUCGUUUGCUUGUCCCACCAAAGACUUUUACAGAUCGAUCAUGUACAGCACAGCACAGUACAAGCAAUCCUCCACAGCGUUGCAGACAGGCAAUAACUUCUGGUCUCAUCUUUAAAUGCUUUACAAGUGCUUCUGAGGACAUGUUGUUUCACCACCAUGAAAUGUAUAUGUGUGUGCAACGUACGAAUGCACAGGGAGGAUUUGGCAUACUUCUUGCAAACAGCACAGCUAUUUGUUUCUGGACAUUUAACCAUUAGAAGAGCUGCAGUGUGUUUGAAAGCUUUUGUUUUUUUAAUGUUUUACUUUGAUUUUUCCUCAUAUUUGGCCCCUGUUUAGAUUAAAUCAAUAAUUGUCUAAAAUGAUCAAUUUUUCUGUUGUUGAUGUUGCAGCUUUAUUAGCAGUGUAAGAAAAUUAAUUUUAAAGGUUGCCAUUGAGGAGAAUGGCCCGUUAAUUAUUAUGGAAAUAAUCAAAAAUAUACCAAGUAUACCUUUAAAAGCGUGGUCACCUGCACAAAAUGAAUGUAAUAUGUGACCUGUGAGUGAAAGGAAAUGGCAGGAAUGGCUUUAGAUCUUUCUCCGUGGGUGACCAUUAGUUUAAUUUCGACACCAUUUGUGGCCAUGCAUGAUGCAAUAACUAAACAUUUGUUCUCCAGCGAGCUCCUACAUGAGACUAAUUAUGUAAAGUUACCGGUAUCACGAGUUGGGGAUAUUGAAUAAUUGCUAUUUUCUCAAAUCAAACAAACACGGUGAAAAAUAACUUGAUGUGUACGAAACAUUUGUCUAUCGUUCUGUUUCACUUAACCAAUGUUUUGUGUUUUCUAUGAAAAAAGGGGGGAAUAAGAAAUAUGAGCAUUAAUGUAGAUCGAGUGACCUUACAAUUACCAAAAUGUGCUUAAGUAGAGUAUAAAAAUGUUUUCUGCUGCUGUGGUGAGUGUAGCCUUCCCAGCAACAAACUUUAUUCUUAAGUACUGCCUUCCAAAUAACCAAUAAUACCUCCAAAGCUUUAAGGUGACGUUUAAAUUAGAGAAAACAUAAGGCAGCAUCUUUCUCUCUCUCUCUUUAUGAAGCCUGGCAUUCUCCUGAGAUACACUCAAACUUCCACUUUUGCCCACGGUGUCAUCUCACAUACUCGUCGUCCCGGAGCUUUGGAAACACUGAGAAACAUUCCUGCGAGCGCGGCGCACGCAGUGCUACAUUAGUCUUCUUCGAACAAACUCCUCCAAGCUGGCUCGAAGCUUAGUAAGCGAACAGGCAACCUGCAACGUCAAAUCACACGCUUGUACGUCAUUUGGCAAAGUCACAGCUGCUUCCCAAAGUACAAAGGAGUUUAAGGACAGGUGUUAGGUGGAUAAAUCACGUGCUGAUGAACUAUGUCACCAGGAAAUUCAUAAUCUAGUUACACGAGCAUUCUUGAAGCCCUUUUGUAUGUUUUUUGUUGUUUUGUUUUAUUUUUUGGUUUUUAAUAUAUAUUUGUUAAGGGGAUCUGCUCCUUUUGCUGGCUAUUCUUUGGGGGAAUUCAGGGUAAGGUGGUCAAGGUUUGAUGCCGUCACUGACACUGGCGUCAAGUUAUUGAAACUUUAAAAAGUGAUUUCUUUACGUACUGAGUUAAUAUUCAUUUGAUCUGCACCAGCAGAUUACCCCAAUCUGCAAUCUUAUGAGAUGUUGGGGUCCACAUUUAAGAACUUUAAACAUUUGGGUUAUUUUACCGGAAUACUUGGUAGACCAAAGCUACUACAUUCAAAGAUGGAUUUCCUUGUUUGUCCUAAUCUUAGGAUCACAGUCCCUUUUGGGAUCCUCGGUAUAAUCAAAUUAUAAUAAUAUAGUUAUAGUAGUUUUAAAUGACUACUCGCACAAAGAAGGCGAUAAUUCAGUUUGUUAACAUUUUCUAAAGACCUAAGAGCGCGUCAAACCCUGACCCCCUUUUGUGUCCAUUGCUGUAUGGUUUAUCAAUGGUGUAAAAUCUCAUUCUUUGUCGAUAAAGCUAAUGUGUGCUGCAGUAUUUCCUAGUAUACUUCUCUGUUUAUUGUCCUUUCUUAUUUACUUUGGUUUAUUGGGGUGUGAUGUCUCAUUAUUUCAAUCUGUUGACGUAGCGUUCAAUGUAUACCCUGUUCCUUAGCCUAAUAUUAAGUAUGUUAUGAGAAUGGAUAUUUUACUGGCUUUAUAGAAUGUUUAAAUAAAUAUAAUAAUGACAAUAAGAAAAAGGAUUAAUUAAACCUCCUAACAAGUUGAGUACUUGCUACUAAGCGCUUGUGUUACCAUUAUGAUGUCGUGUGCUUCUCUUAAUCAUUUUCGUUGUAGAAAAAUGGAGUGAAUUUAUAUUAGGCUUCGAAAAAACUAAUGAUAGCAUUGUAAAUUUUACAGGAGGAUUUUAACAGACAAACAGCUUCGUCAAAUAGAAGAAUAUAGUUAUUUUAAUUGUCCUCUUUACUAACUGUAGGGUGACAAGGGGCUCCCGUUGUGGUGAACUAUGUUAUAGCUUGUUAUUCACUGUUACUUUUGAUCAUUUUUUCGGUCUCCGAGGUGAAUCGAGUUAUUAAUGAGAAUUUGUAUGCUCACAUAUGCAUAUUGUAUAUGUGUAGAAAUGUAAUCACACUUUGUCUUGGAUUUACAUUAAACUGUUAAGUCACA